AAAAUCAGCAAAUUUGUCUAUUGUUGUUUGGUGUAAAUGACAUCGAGUCUCUAAUAUUUUACCUCCAGGAAGUUUUUAAGAGGCGUCGUGUUUACGGUGUCUAACAAUCUUCCUGUUGUUAUAAACGUUGUAUUAGGUUUGUAGACGUGUGUGUGUGUGUGUGUGUGAGUGAGUGAGAGACAGAUGAUGAUGCAGCUGCAGUCUAUGGCGGAAGUGUGCAGUUUAAACUCAGAGGGUUUGUGGUGUGGAGACGAGGUUCAGCACUCAGAUCAGACUGAUCUAAAGAUCUGUGCAGUCAAACUGGUGGACAUCAGGAACAUACAGACACGCAAUGGAAACAUAAUGUCCGAAAAUCUGCCUUCUGGAGCUCCAGGUGAAUCCACCAUGUUUGAUGGAGACAAGGAGACACUCCAAGCUCAGAUAAAGAUGAGUUCAGGGAGACUGGUGGAUUACAGAAAAGUAGAAGCUGAGGAUAAAUCCAGUAGUUUUGAUGACCAGCAAACACUUCACGCUCAGUUAAAGAUGAGUUCAGUGAGGCUGGUGGAUUGCGGAAAAAUCCAAAGCAGAAAAACAGCAGCUAAAAGUGAUCCAGAAGGUCAAAUCAGCAGGUUUGAUGGAGACCAGCAAAGACUGGAGGCUCAGUUAAAGGUGUGUUUGGUGAAACUGGUGGAUUGCAGGAAGGCAGCAGUCGAAGGCAAGUCCAACCAGUCUUCUGAUGAAGAGGAUGAAGAGCAAACGAUCAAAAGAAAGUCCCCCAGAAAACUAAAGUUUGGGAGGAGCUCGUAUGCGUUACAUCUUUCAGGCGAACAUAUUGUACUUUGUAAGGGACAAAGGGUGUUUCAGUGCAGCGGGUGCAGUGAGAGGUUCAGUAGUUCAUUAGACUUUAAAAGACAUCAAAACGUGCAUCCGGAGGAGAAGCCGUACCACUGCACGCGCUGUGGAAAAGAUUUCUCACAGCGAUCGCAAGUGCGAAGACACCAGAAGGUUCACGCUGGAGAGAAGCCUUAAGAGUGCAGAAAAAAAACGUUUCACAAGGAUCACAACCUACAGUAUAGUGCACACCAGAGUAAAGUAUCACUAGUGCUCUCGGUGUGAUAAGGCCUUUCUUCACCGUUCCGUCUUAUCGUCGAACAAAGAACGCACAGAGGACCGAAGCCUUGGCACUGUGAUCUCUGUGGAAAACCGUUUACACAAACAUCAUCUCUCAGUGCAGCUCAGACUCUGUCAUAGCAUCUCACAGUGUACAAACUGCUGCACACUGAGCAGAAGCCUUACAGCAACUUUAUCUACCAGCAAAGGAUUCAGAACAACCAGCCAGAGAAGAUUCCUGCUCUGGAAAAGCCUUAAUGCUGCUCUUUGUAUCCCACAGCCUAGAAACAUGCUAGAAAGAUGCCUCAUCUGCGCUCUAAAUGUGUUGGAGCGUCGGGCAGCUGUGGGCCGGGCAUUUAGUAAAGCAGAAACACAAGAGCAAACGAGAGUCUUUAUUUAUUACUUAACACAGGGGCAGCACGAGACAUAAAGUGCACAAUAAACUCACAACUACUCACGAGUAUCACAGCAAAGAAGAACAUGCAUCUGAAUAUACAUUGUGCUUGUUAUUUACAGACUGAGACUGAGGUCUCUGUCCAGAUUAGCUACAUGAAAAAUACUUUACUCUUGCUGAAGUGUCUUUAAUGACGGUCUCUGUAACGAUUUCUUUGGUAAUUCUUGCUGUUUUGACAAUUUUCAACAGAACAGGAAAUUUAACCGCAUACUUAGCGAUUUGAGUUUUGCUCUAAAACAAAUGAAGAAAGUGAUUCAUGUAAACAUUGAAAAAUAAUUUAAUUUAACCUUCUUUCUAUAAUACUAUUUUAAUUAAAAUAUGUGCAAAUUAUUA
Tachysurus vachellii is the source of this 1876-nucleotide messenger RNA. Its product is annotated as zinc finger protein 483-like. NCBI's taxonomy places the organism in Eukaryota, Metazoa, Chordata, Actinopteri, Siluriformes, Bagridae. The record is from RefSeq and is a predicted model, not a curated record. Gene Ontology annotation, molecular function: RNA polymerase II cis-regulatory region sequence-specific DNA binding; DNA-binding transcription factor activity, RNA polymerase II-specific. Gene Ontology annotation, biological process: regulation of transcription by RNA polymerase II. The coding region runs from base 184 to 1008 and encodes 274 amino acids. The transcript is spliced from 5 exons.